AUGUACCAACCCAUGUCAGCGAUCGAGUCUCCUGCCUUCCCGGAUUUAUCUCUAACAUACGCCGCUUCCACAUUUCUCCCAGCCAAUACCGCCCGGGUGUCAAUUCGAGUGACAGAAAACGCUCAAGAUUCACCACCAACGCCUUCGCAUGCAGCGCACCACGCCCAUGGUGUCUUCCCGGGCCAAUCAGGUCACCCUGGAUUUGAUUGCGAGGGCCAGCGAUGA
Penicillium paradoxum is the source of this 225-nucleotide messenger RNA. RefSeq lists its product as uncharacterized. Lineage: Eukaryota; Fungi; Ascomycota; Eurotiomycetes; Eurotiales; Aspergillaceae. The coding region runs from base 1 to 225 and encodes 74 amino acids. The transcript has a single exon. The record is from RefSeq and is a predicted model, not a curated record.